CGGAGGCUCUAAACGAAGAAGGCUUAUGAAGAAACCUAAACAAUAAACAUCAUCGUUUAUAUCACAUUUUAAUUUUCCCUUUUCCUUUUUUAUUCAUUAGAAGAAAAUUUGUUUUCUCUUUUUCUUCUAUUCUAAUCUGUGUGUAAAUUUUCUGGUCUUUUUAACCCACACCCGUUUUUUCCUCUCCCUCUCUUUUACCCACAAUCUGGUUUACCUGUAAAUUUGACGUUAAUUUUUUUUCCUCUUUCAUUUUUGCUCUUUCUUUUUCUUUCUUCAUCUUCCUCUUUCUCAUCUUCCUUUUUCCCCUUGUGUUAACAUUGUAUUACAUAUUCACAACACACACACACACACACAUCACACGCAACACCAACAAGAAUUUAAAAUGAAGUUGAUUUUAUUUACAUUUUAAUUUUCUUUUCUCUCUAUUUGGAAUAUAUCAUGUUGUUCUUCUUCCUCUUCUUCCUGUCCUUCUCAUAAUGACCGCUUGACCGUUUUAAUUGCUCACCUUUUUUUCUUUUCUCUCUCCCUCACCUUUUAGCUAUUCUGCCUCUUCAUUUUCUCUCUUUUUCUCUCUUACCUCUCUCUCUCUCCUCUUUUUUUUUCUUGUAUCUUUGUGUGUCUUGUGAGAUCUUGAUUAGAGGAGAAGCCAUGAGCCUGGAGACACUUCUUGAAGCUGCCAGGUAUUUGAGUAGAGUUGAACAAGAUACAGUUUUAUCAUCGAGCCUUUCAAGCCAGUCUUCUACUCUCUCCUCGAGUCCAACAAGUACCAGUUCAUCUUCUUAUCGACGACGUGCUCUUUCCACUGGAUCAUCAACCAGCAGUUCGAUUAAAGUUGGUAGAGGCUCUCGUACCUCACGAAAUAGUGAAUCAAGUCAUGAUGCUGAUUCUGCAGCCUCCAAUCGUCAUCGUGAGAUGCAUAAAACUUCAGAGAAAAAUCGUCGAGCCCAGUUGAGAGAUUGUUUUGAACAGUUGAAAAAAGAACUGCCCCAACCUGAAUAUCGAGAUCGUAAAUCAUCUCAUAUAAAUAUAAUUAAUUGUGCUCUAAGGUGUAUACAAAAUUUAAAGAAAAAAGAAGCAGAAAAUGAGAUUGAAAUGGCUCGUCUUUCAAAGGCAAAGCUUCGCCAUCAGAAUACCAUUUCCCAGUUAAGGCAGGAUCUUAAAUUAGGCAAUUUAAUUGAUGAAGAUGUUAUUUUAAAAGAUGCUACUGAUGCUGCUAUUGUUCCAGUUGUUGGUGCUUUUGAGGUAGUUGGUAAUGGGAUCAAUGGAUCAACAUCAUGAACACAAAACACAAACUGUUUGACAAGAAAAUUUAUAAUGUUAUUGAUUGUUCUUUCAUUGAUUCUGUUUCCUUUUUGGAUCACAAUUAAACGAAAAAAUUUUGGCUGGCUUUCUGGGAAAGAUUUUCAAACUUUUGAGAUACCAAAA
Messenger RNA from Panonychus citri (citrus red mite), 1425 nucleotides. Its product is annotated as max-interacting protein 1-like. Gene Ontology annotation, molecular function: DNA-binding transcription factor activity, RNA polymerase II-specific; protein dimerization activity; RNA polymerase II cis-regulatory region sequence-specific DNA binding. The transcript has 2 exons. NCBI's taxonomy places the organism in Eukaryota, Metazoa, Arthropoda, Arachnida, Trombidiformes, Tetranychidae. Gene Ontology annotation, biological process: regulation of transcription by RNA polymerase II. Bases 649 to 1278 code for a protein of 209 amino acids. The record is from RefSeq and is a predicted model, not a curated record.